This is a messenger RNA of Cuscuta campestris, 2543 nucleotides long. The record is from the annotation of a GenBank genome assembly. Lineage: Eukaryota; Viridiplantae; Streptophyta; Magnoliopsida; Solanales; Convolvulaceae.
CGAAUUGAACCCGCCUAUCAUUAAAGCCCUAAAUUCACACUCGUCACUCGUCCUCUUCCUCCUCCUUUCAUGAAGUCAUCAUCAUCAUCAGUACCUGCAAAUACUCCAUUGUCUUUCUAAAUAAAGAAACUCCAAAGGAUACAAUUGGUGGAGUGAGGUGUCCGGCCGGAGGAAAUGGGUUCUGUUCUUCCAUUACAACAAGACCUCAAUCUCCAGCUCGGAACUCCCGCCGCUAAGCUUGUCCCGAAAAUCGAGCCGAAGCUCGAACCGUACGACGGAUUCUCCGCCCUUCCGACAGCCCAUUUCGUGUCAAACCCUAAUUCCGACCCAGGUGCAGCGUCGCUUUUAGGCAACCCUACUCCCACUCCUCCUCCGAGGCCCAAUGGCAAAAGGUCAUCGCCUUCUUCCGACGAAUCCAAUGUGUAUUCCGAGUUCAGCCGGAUUUCCGACAUGUUCCGAGCCACUCUUGCUAAGAAACUGCAGCGGUCUGGGGAAAUGGAGGCUGCGGAUGACCCGGAUUCCCGCGCUAUUGUUCCCGUGGACGGCGAGGCUCAAGUCUCCGAUGCCGUUGUUUCCAAUAAGGAUACUAUUAAGCAACGGUCGUCGGAGCUGGUCCGGGUCUUGGAUCUCAGACUUGAAGACCAGAUUUUCUUCCGGGAAAACGUCAGGAGAACUAGGAUGCUGUACGAAUCCAUUCGAGUUCUGUUGCUGAUGGAGGACGAGAAGAGGCAGGAUCCGGGGAGCUGGAGGAGCAGAGCAGACCUGAAAUCCGCCCAGUUGAUGAGACAAAGGGGGCUAUGGCUGAACAGAGACAAGCGCAUAGUGGGACCCAUCCCAGGACUCCUAAUCGGAGACGUCUUCUUCUACCGGAUGGAACUCUGUGUUGUUGGGCUGCACGGGCAGGCUCAAGCAGGAAUCGACUACCUGCCCGCGUCCCAUAGCUCCAAUGGGGAACCAAUAGCAACUAGUGUGAUUGUUUCAGGUGGGUACGAGGAUGAUGAGGAUACUGGGGAUGUGGUUAUCUACACCGGGCAGGGUGGGCAGAACAAGUGCUACAAACAAUGUGUAGACCAGAAGCUGGAAGGUGGUAAUCUGGCCAUGGAAAGGAGCAUGACCUAUGGAAUAGAGGUCAGGGUCAUUCGCGGCUUCAGAUAUGAAGGCAGCGUCAGUGGUAAAGUUUAUGUUUAUGAUGGUUUAUACAAAAUUGUUGAUUAUUGGUGUGACGUGGGUAAGUCUGGGUUUGGGGUGUAUAAGUAUAAGCUUGUUAGAUUUGAGAAUCAGCCGGAAAUGGGAAGUUCUGUUCUUAAGUUUGCACAGGCUCUCAGGACUCAACCACUAAUGGUGAGGCCAAAGGGGUAUUUAAGUCUUGAUCUAUCAAGAAAGAAAGAGAACGUUCCGGUUUUUUUGUAUAAUGAUAUAGAUACGGAUCAAGAGCCUCUUUAUUAUGAUUAUCUGGCGAAAACCAUCUUCCCUCCACACGUUCACGUGGGACACGGGACCGGCUGUGUAUGCGUUAGCGGGUGUGGGGCCGAUUGCUUUUGUACUAUGAGAAAUGGUGGCGAGUUUGCUUAUGACAGUACUGGUGUCCUGCUCAGAGGGAAGCCGUUGAUCUUUGAAUGUGGGCCCCACUGCCAUUGCCCUCCGACGUGCAGAAACCGGGUUAGUCAGUGUGGGAUUAAGAACAGAUUUGAAGUGUUCCGGUCUAGGGAAACAGGUUGGGGUGUUAGGUCACUGGACAUGAUCCAAGCUGGCUCCUUCAUCUGCGAGUUUGCAGGGGUUGUCCUAACAAGAGAGCAAGUCCACAUUUUUACAAUGAAUGGGGACAGUUUGGUCCAUCCGAGCCGUUUUGCACAGAAAUGGAAAGAAUGGGGAGACGUGUCUCAAAUAUAUUCCAACUAUGUGCCCCCAGCUCACCCCUCUAUUCCUCCGCUUGAUUACGCAAUGGACGUGUCGAAAAUGAGGAAUCUGGCGUGUUACAUGAGCCAUAGUCCGACUCCCAAUGUCUUUGUGCAGCUUGUGCUCUAUGAUCAUAACAAUGUCUGUUUCCCUCGCCUGAUGCUUUUUGCACUGGAAAACAUCCCUCCAUUAAGGGAGCUUAGUCUUGACUAUGGAGUGAGUGAUGAGUCCAUCUCAGGGAAGCCCAAGCUUGCUCUCUGUAACUGAUUUUUUCUUUGGAAUUUGUCAAAGAUGCUGACCAGCUCUCUUUGUCAAAUGAUUUUGAGUUAUCGGGAUGCAGACAUGAUGCAUGAACACAAGAUGAAGAUGGUCAAGACUCAAGAACAUGCCUCAUACGUUGCUGUUCAGGUUUUAGGGAAGAACUUACGAAGUACUCCCUUUAAUAGUCAUCUGUAAUACUAUUAUUGCCUAACACAAUGCAAAGGUGUGUAGGUUUUAUGUAAACGCGACGAAUUUUUUGUUGUUGUUGUUUAGACAUGGGCGCGUUCCUUAGAGGUAACCCCUACGAGGAAGAGCCCAAAUGUCUUGCAUUUUGGCUUAUAAUCUUACGUUGGACCGUCGUUGUAUCAUGCCUUAACAUGUAUUGA